This is a messenger RNA of Chironomus riparius, 1751 nucleotides long. NCBI's taxonomy places the organism in Eukaryota, Metazoa, Arthropoda, Insecta, Diptera, Chironomidae. The record is from the annotation of a GenBank genome assembly.
AUGAGUCAAGUUCAGUGUUUACCCGUUGCUGGCAAGAAUAUGUCGAAAGUUAAAAAAUAUCUUGAAGAUGCUCGCGACAAUGAGACUCGCGAAUUGGAAUUGAUUGAUAAAAAUAUCUCAUCGCUCGACGAGUUGCCAAACAUCUUUAGUCUACCGUUCGUGACUCGCAUAACGUUGAGCCAUAAUAAGAUUUCGGUAUUGCCACCAGCGAUCGCGAACCUUAAUAAUUUGGAAAUUCUGAAUUUAUCAAAUAAUCACUUGGAGGAACUGCCGCUUUCACUCUCGUCGAUGCCAAAACUGAGAAUAUUAAAUUGUUCAAUCAAUCGUCUCAGCACAUUGCCUCGUGGUUUCGGUGCCUUUCCAGUUCUUGAAGUUUUGGAUUUAUCGUAUAAUAAUUUGAAUGAGCGAGAACUUCCCGGAAACUUCUUCAAAUUGGAAACUCUCCGUGCCUUGUAUUUGGGAGACAAUGACUUUGAGUAUUUACCACCAGAGAUCAAAUUCAUGAGGAACUUACAAAUCCUUGGUCUCCGUGAUAACGACCUAUUAGAACUUCCUCGUGAGAUCGGUGAACUAGGUCGCCUGCGUGAAUUGCACAUCCAAAACAAUCGUUUGACAGUAAUCCCACCAGAAAUUGCAAACUUGGAUCUUUACAGCAACAAAUCUGUUUUUAAGAUGGAAGAAAAUCCAUGGGUUCAGCCGAUCAGUGAACAAUAUUUACUUGGUAUAAGUCAUGUACUUGAAUACAUUAAGACAGAAGCAUAUCGAAUCUUAUACAACAGACAUGUUACUGGUGGAAAAAGUGCUGUUCCGAUUCCACCACGAGCAGACAAGUCAAAGAAAGCUUCAAGAGCUCGAUCUUAAAAAGUUUUGUUCAGAAUACCAAAAAAUUGUUCCGAAACAACGAUGUUUAAUGGAGCAACUAGCAAGCAGCUUGAAAAAUCAACUCAAAUAAAUUAAAAUUAGGUCAUUUAAGUCGAGGAAGUUCAUUUUGGCAUCUGGAAUGUUGGAGUGUGGUCUUUAAUUUUAUUGCUAUUUGAACUGGAUAGAAUAGAUUUUAUUAUUUUUGAACAAUAUUUGAGUAGUAAAUUAUUAAAGGUAGACAAAGUAGUGUGCAAUCUCAAUAGAAAUUUUGGUCAACACUUAAGGAUAUUGAUCCCGAAUGGCACAAGUCGGUUAAUCGAAUGGAUCUGAAUCAAAGUCAGCUUCAUUCCAAGGUCAUGCCAGAUUUGACAUUGAUUAACCGACCAGUGCCAUUCAGGGAUGUGCUUAAACGGAAUUCUUGAAGUUGACAAUUCACCGGUUCUUCAAGCAAUCUGUAAACUUCAAGAUUCUUAUCAAUAAAUCAUCCUCAAAUAUAUAAUCACAUAAAUUCCAUAGAACCUACAAAACCACACAAGAUCAUUACUCCAAACCCAUCAGAAGAUCACAGAACCUAACUUAACCCCAAAGUUUUCAAGCUGCCAAAGAUUAAACUUCGAACAAAAAAAAAACUUUAAGAAUUGAAAUUUCUGUGCCUUUACUAAUAUUAAAAAAUUAUACCAUUAACUAAUGAAUUAACUCUAGUAUUAAUAAUUCUUAAACAGACUAAUGUUGUCAUUUUUGGAAUAGAAAAAAAAUGAAGAGAUGAAAUUUAUUUAUGGAAGUAUAACUUUGUUGUUGUUUCUAAAAACUGUUGUAGAAAAAAUUUUUGGGUUUUAAUUUCCAAAUUGAUUAUGAUUUUACUUAUCAACUAGCUAGUUGGAUUAACGGAG